AUGGGAGCCAGGAAAAUCCGUCAACUAUCAGCCUUGCAAAGACCUUUUGCGAUAAACCUAUGCAAAGCAUAUCGAACUACAGCCACAAAUGCAGCACAGGUACUAGCUGGUAUCAUACCACUGCAUAUCAAAGCCUUAAUGGAAUCUGCAUAUGCCCAACUGAUCCACUUGCGCCGAGAUGCGACAUUUGGAAACACUACCUAUAGCCCAGUCCAAUAUGAGCAUCGGGGCGACGUAUUGCGUACACAUCCCUCAAUAAAAGGGACAGGCAUACGCACAGUUAAAUCCAACUGCCUUCAUCGAGACACCCUCACGAAGAUAUACACGGAUGGCUCGAAGCAUGAACAUGGAGUAGGUAGUGCCUUUAUACACUAUGAUGGUUCCAACACCGAAUACACAUGGAAAGGACAUCUGAAACCGGAAAACAGCGUCUUUCAGGCGGAAGUUACUGCUCUCACAGCAGCGGUACAGCAUAUACUCAACAACAAUAUACAGGCAUCUACCAUAUACACGGACAGCCUUUCAGCAAUAAAUGCAAUAGAAAAUCAACACCAUGUAUCGCCGAGCAUCAUUAACUUGCAAGACAUCCUGCAGCAUAAUCGUCACACUAAAAUUACCAUGGUCUGGGUCAAAGCCCACGAUGGCAACCAGGGAAAUGAAGCAGCUGACCGUUUGGCUAAGGAUGCUGCAAGCAAUCUCGAAGCACAAGAAAUAAAUAUUCCUGCCCCACCAUCCUAUCUAAAGCGUCAUUUGCAGGGACAAGCAAUACGACAAUGGCAAGAAGAAUGGACUAAUGCGGAAAACAGGGAGGCGCACCUAUGA
This is a messenger RNA of Stegodyphus dumicola, 822 nucleotides long. RefSeq lists its product as uncharacterized. The record is from RefSeq and is a predicted model, not a curated record. NCBI's taxonomy places the organism in Eukaryota, Metazoa, Arthropoda, Arachnida, Araneae, Eresidae.